AUGUUCCGCCGUGUCUCGAUGAAGGCCCCCACGGCCCCCGCUGCCGUCGGGUUUUCGUUCCUGGGCUACCAUACCCUUCCCCAUCUUCGGUACCCGGCCGAUUUACCGAAACUCGGCUUCAACUGUGAGGAUGGCAUCAAGCCCGUCAUGAGCCCCCGUCAGUUGGAGCUGCACUACACGAAGCACCACCGCGCGUACGUGGACAAGUUGAACACGCUCGGCGACGGCUGUGAGGGGAAGAUGAUUGAGGAGAUCAUCUUGGAGACCAGCGGUAUCAAGGAGAAGAAGGUCAUGUUCAACCAGGCCGCCCAGCACUUCAACCAUUCCUUCUUCUGGAAGUGCCUGACGCCUGGUGGCAGGCCGAUGCCGAAGACGCUCGAGGAUGCCAUCGCGAAACACUUCGGAAGUGUCAAGGACUUCAAGGUUACCUUCCAGCAGUGCGGGAUGAACAACUUUGGCUCUGGCUGGACGUGGCUCUGCGUCGACCCCCAGACAAAGCAGCUUCGCAUCGACAACACAAGCAACGCGGACUGCCCGCUGACCUCUGGCUUGCGCCCCAUCUUCACAGCUGAUGUGUGGGAGCACGCCUACUACAAAGACUUCGAGAACCGUCGCGCGGACUACCUGAAGGAGCUCUGGCAGAUCGUCGACUGGGAGUUUGUCUCCCAGAUGUACGAAAAGGCCACGAAGUAA
Messenger RNA from Leishmania mexicana MHOM/GT/2001/U1103, 693 nucleotides. RefSeq names its product iron superoxide dismutase. Gene Ontology annotation, biological process: superoxide metabolic process. The record is from RefSeq and is a predicted model, not a curated record. The transcript has a single exon. Bases 1 to 693 code for a protein of 230 amino acids. Lineage: Eukaryota; Euglenozoa; Kinetoplastea; Trypanosomatida; Trypanosomatidae. Gene Ontology annotation, molecular function: metal ion binding; superoxide dismutase activity.